CAUUCUCCUCUCUCUAACUCAGAGUGAAAAUGGCAGAGGCCAGAAUUUCAGUAGAUCAGGAUCAGUUUAUCUGUUCAGUGUGUCUGGAUCUCCUGAAGGAUCCGGUGACUGUCCCGUGUGGUCACAGUUUCUGUAAGGUGUGUAUUAAUGGCUGCUGGGAUCAGGAGGAUCAGAAGGGUAUCUACAGCUGUCCUCAGUGCAGAGACACUUUCACUCCAAGGCCUGUUCUACGCAGCAACAACAUGUUGGCUGAAGUGGCGGAAAAACUAAACAAGAAAACUGAACUCCAAGCUGCUUCUCCUGAUCACAGUUACGCCGGACCUGGAGAUGUGGAGUGUGAUUUCUGCACCAGGAGAAAACACAAAGCUGUCAAAGCCUGUCUGGUGUGUCUGGUUUCGUUCUGUGAAACUCAUCUGAAACCUCAUCUAGAAGUUCCUGCUUUAAAAAAUCAUAUGUUAAUUGAAGCCUCAGCAAAACUACAUGAGAAAAUCUGCUCUGAACAUAACAAGCUGACUGAGAUCUACUGCAGAACUGAUCAAACCUGCAUCUGUUAUAUGUGUAUGAUGGAAAAUCACAAAGGGCACAAAACUGUCACUGCUGAAGAGGAAAGAAGUGAGAAACAGAGUGAGUUAAAGGAGGAGCAGAUGAAAUCCCAGCAGAGAAUCCAGGAGAAGCAGAAGAAGGUGCAGGAGCUGAAACAGGCUGUGAACACUAUAAAGCUCAGUGCACAGACAGCAGUAGAGGACAGUGAGAUGAUCUUUACUGAGCUGAUCAGCUCCAUGGAGAAAAAGCGCUCGGAGGUGACGGAGAUGAUCAGAGCUCAGGAGGAGGCUGAACUGAGUCGAGCUGAACGACUCCUGGAGGAACUGGAGCAGGAGAUCGCUGAUCUUCAGAGGAGAGUCACUGAACUGGAGCAGAUUUUACACACACACGAUCACAUCCAUUUCCUCCAGACUUUUGCUUCUGGCCGUCAGUCUCCCCCACAAGACAGACCAAAUUUCCACACGUCCAACAUCACGUUCAAUUGGAAUCUAACAUUCCCUGAAGUGAGGAAUUCUCUUAAAAUUCUGAAAAGUAAAUUAACGGAACUGUGUACAGAGGAAUUUGGCAAAAUCCGUCCACAAGCUGCAGCAGUUCAGCAGGCAAUCUUACCUUCGAUGCCGGAGAGCCGAGAAGAUUUCCUGAAAUAUUUCUGUUAUCUGACUCUGGAUCCAAAAACGGCAUAUCGCAACCUCAUUCUGUCUGAGAAGGACAGAGUGGUGAGACACAGCCAGAGAAAGCUGACGUAUUCUGAUCACCCAGAGAGAUUUGUGAACAUCGCUCAGGUGUUGUGUAAGGAGAGUGUGUGUGGACGCUGUUACUGGGAGGUGGAGUGGAGCGGUGAUGGAGGUGUCUUCCUGUCAGUCUCAUAUAAAGACAUCAGCAGGAAAGGACAAGACGAUGAGUGCGUGUUCGGACGCAACAGUCAGUCCUGGAGUCUGUAUUGUUCGCCGUCAUCUCUUGCUUUCUAUCACAACAACAUCAAGACUGAUCUCAGGAUUCCGUCAUUGUCCAGAAUAGGAGUGUACGUGGAUCACAGUGCAGGAACUCUGUCCUUCUACAGAGUCUCUGACACCAUGAGGCCCUUUCACAGAGUCCAAACCACAUUCACUCAGCGUCUGUACGCUGGCUUCUGGGUUGGCAUUAAAUCAACUGUAAGGUUGUGUGAUCCAGAAUAACAAGAUGGUGUGAAGCAUCACAAGUCAACUUCUAAAACUGCAUGACUUCAAGAUGAUACCUAAACUGCAUACAUACAGCUGGUAAAUUAUGCCUUUUGUAUGAAGAAACUGAUUGCUCAGGUGUGAUUUUGGAACAUUCUUCUGCACAAACACUCAUCAAAUCUUGAAGAUUCUGUGGGCCUAUUCUAUGAACUCUGAUCUUCAGUUCUUUCUAUAGAUUUUUGGCAUUAAUAGGAUUUAAGGCAGGUGAUUGGCUGGAACAUUCUUUGCUAUGUUUCCACACGGACGGUUUUAAUUGCCGGAUGGCGGAUUUGGUGCUCGAUUUGAGACUCUGCGCAUCAGUAAAACAAAUGUUUUGUGAUUAAAAAUUAAUUUUUAAA
Molecule: messenger RNA, 2098 nt
Organism: Silurus meridionalis
Lineage: Eukaryota; Metazoa; Chordata; Actinopteri; Siluriformes; Siluridae
Product: tripartite motif-containing protein 16-like
Exons: 6
Coding region: 30-1718 (562 amino acids)
Molecular function (GO): protein binding; zinc ion binding
Source: RefSeq, a predicted model, not a curated record